Stegastes partitus (bicolor damselfish) is the source of this 4175-nucleotide messenger RNA. It is a transcript of the gene smad3a, whose product is annotated as SMAD family member 3a. Gene Ontology annotation, cellular component: heteromeric SMAD protein complex. The transcript has 8 exons. NCBI's taxonomy places the organism in Eukaryota, Metazoa, Chordata, Actinopteri, Pomacentridae. The record is from RefSeq and is a predicted model, not a curated record. Gene Ontology annotation, molecular function: DNA-binding transcription factor activity, RNA polymerase II-specific; RNA polymerase II cis-regulatory region sequence-specific DNA binding; I-SMAD binding. The coding region runs from base 479 to 1756 and encodes 425 amino acids. Gene Ontology annotation, biological process: cell differentiation; positive regulation of transcription by RNA polymerase II; activin receptor signaling pathway.
CUUCUAGCAGACUUCAGUCGGCGGACUCAGCACCGCGGAUGAACUUCGCAAAACUUUGCAGCUCGGAAGUUAGCGCAUCUGCUGAAACGCAACGCUAAAGAGGAACUUUUGCUUUUCAGUCGAAGUGAAAAACACAGUUUGGGUGCGGUUCGGGUUGGGGUGUAUUUAAAAUAGCUGCGGUGUGAAGAAGUGCAGACGGAACUAGGUUUCGCGGCGGAGUGGUACUAAAUCCAAAGCGCAACAGACUGCCGGUGCACAGUUCGCCGCUGAGCUCGAGCCAGACGGACCAAGUGCGCUAAAACUGCGGGCUUUGACUCCGAGAUGCUCCUGUGCGCCUUUUAGGAAGCAAAACAACUCAUUUUCAGCUAAAUAACGCUCAGAUAUCCACAGUUUGGGUCGCUUUUUAGGAGCAGCUGCUCCCGUGUUUCGUCCAAACCGACGGACUUCGUGACACUGGACGGACUUAACUGAACUCAAGAUGUCAAUUUUGCCUUUCACUCCCCCCAUCGUCAAAAGACUUCUGGGCUGGAAGAAGGGAGAGCAGAACGGCCAGGAGGAGAAGUGGUGCGAGAAGGCGGUCAAAAGUCUGGUGAAGAAGCUGAAGAAGACGGGACAGCUGGACGAACUGGAGAAAGCCAUCACCACCCAGAAUGUCAACACGAAGUGCAUCACCAUACCGAGGUCUCUGGAUGGCCGUCUACAGGUUUCCCACAGAAAAGGUCUCCCCCACGUCAUCUACUGCCGUCUGUGGCGCUGGCCCGACCUGCAGUCCCACCACGAGCUGCGGGCGGUGGAGCUGUGCGAAUACGCCUUCCACAUGAAGAAAGAUGAAGUGUGCGUCAACCCAUACCACUACCAGAGAGUGGAGACACCCGUGCUCCCACCAGUGCUGGUGCCCAGACACACAGAAAUCCCCAGUGAGUUCCCACCUCUGGAUGACUACAGCCAUUCAAUCCCAGAAAACACCAACUUCCCUGCUGGCAUUGAGCCCCAGAGCAACUACAUACCAGAAACGCCACCACCAGGCUACCUCAGUGAGGAUGGAGAGACCAGCGAUCACCAGAUGACCCACAGCAUGGACACAAGCUCCCCAAACCUGUCACCCAACCCCGUCUCACCCACACACAGCAACUUGGACCUGCAGCCAGUGACAUACUGUGAGCCAGCCUUUUGGUGCUCUAUUUCGUAUUACGAGCUGAACCAGCGAGUAGGAGAGACCUUCCACGCCUCGCAGCCCUCGCUGACAGUCGAUGGCUUCACGGAUCCCUCCAACUCAGAGCGUUUCUGCCUCGGCCUCCUGUCCAACGUCAACCGCAACGCGGCUGUGGAGUUAACACGCAGACACAUCGGCCGUGGUGUGCGGCUGUACUAUAUCGGAGGAGAAGUCUUUGCUGAGUGUCUCAGCGACAGCGCAAUCUUUGUCCAGAGUCCCAACUGUAAUCAGCGUUAUGGCUGGCACCCUGCCACGGUCUGCAAGAUCCCUCCAGGAUGUAACCUGAAGAUCUUCAACAACCAGGAGUUUGCUGCCCUGCUGGCCCAGUCGGUCAACCAAGGGUUUGAAGCUGUGUACCAGCUCACCAGAAUGUGCACCAUCCGCAUGAGCUUCGUCAAGGGCUGGGGAGCCGAGUACAGGCGACAGACAGUGACCAGCACCCCCUGCUGGAUCGAGCUGCACCUGAACGGACCCCUGCAGUGGCUCGACAAGGUGCUCACACAAAUGGGCUCCCCGAGCAUCCGCUGCUCCAGCGUCUCUUAGGGAAACCCUUCAUCCUCUCACUUCCCACACACCCAGUCUCCUGUCAGCGACUAAAAACACACAGACUGCAUGCAGACAAGAACGAUUACACAAGUACUGAAAGACAAUGAGCCCCCCCCACCCUCAUCCAGCCACCGUUACUUUGUCCUCCCUCCCCACCAGCUGUCAGUAGCACUUUUUAUAUACAUGUUGUUUGUGGCAAAAGGGGACAAGUGCAUUAAUGCAGUACCAUGUUAGGAGGAUCUCCACAUUAUGUCCAGAAUUUUUUUUUACUUUGGCAUCAAAGUGCCAGAGAGGCUGUUGAACUUUUGAUGAUUUUUACAUUUUUUGUACAGAUUUAAGGGUGAACCCUGGAUUUAAAAAAAACAAAUCAAAUCUUUUUAAGCAUUAUUCUGAAAUUUGUAAAGCGUAUGUUAGAUCAUGUUAAAUGCAUUUCACGUGACAUUGUUUCUGUAUUUGGGCAUUUGAUAGGUUAUGAAGACAUUUACAAAUGUGAGACCGAAAAUGAGUUACAUGGACAAAAUGAUUAAUCAUCAUUUGUAAACUGAAGUGUGUGUGAAGGAAUUUACAGGUACAGCAGGAAUAUUUUGGGGGGGUGGUUUCAAAGGAAAAUAACAUGAUGUUUAACUGCAUGUUUGAGCUUCCAACUGAAACAACUGACAAAGCAAGGAAUCAGUCAAACUUAACGUUAAAGUUGUUCCUCUCUGUAACCUGUAGCUGUAAACCACACAGUGAUUUGAACCAUGUGCCAGAGGGCGCAGUAGAGCAGACGUGAGUUACAGCUCUUUUAAACUUAAAUGAGUACUUAAAGACAGUGGAAUUCAUCCAGGGUCAUCAGGAGGAUGAUGCACUUUUGUAAAUUAUUCCAGUAAAGCAAUUUUGACAAAGUACAUUCAACGGCAGUUUGCAGCUGCAGUAGUGCUUGUCAGAGGGCUAUGUGAAAUAUAUCCUGCAUUAAUUUCAGGAAGCUUUGCCAAUUUGCAAAAUACUUUUGCAGCUUUGUAUUGAGUAGUAUGUAAUAUAUAUAAUAUGCAUUUACACCGGACUUGAAAACAUCUCACAUACUGUACUAUUCUGCCGACUUUUAGUUAAAAAACAAAUGGAACACACUUGUGUAAUUACUUGUGUGUGCUGCAGAAAGCUUUGAAGUGUAAAGAGAGCAGGAAGAUGCCUUUGCUUUUGUUAAUAUUCUCUCUCAGCAGUCUAUAACAUUGGUCUUAUUUUUAGCCAUGCUGACUUUUUGCACACUCAGGACCGUUAAAAAAACAAAAAAGAGCUGAAUUAUACACAGAAACCAGUGAAAAGGACAGACGCAUGACUCUGGAGACUUUAAAGUCUAUUUUGCUACCAACUAUUUUUGUAGGACAAUGAGGUGAUAACUUUGUCCGCUAAAAGUGUUUUUGCAUGACGUGAUAGAAGAUACUGCUGGCAGGUUUGGAGAUACUAACCUUGUAUUUUUCUACCUGUGAAAAUUAGGCAGUUUCAGUACAAAGCACAGCUUUUUACAAAGGGAAAUGUUUAGAUAAAUAGAAGCAUGUAAAUAACAGUAGCUUCUGAAAAUCUGAUUUUCUUUUUUUUUUUGUCUAUGUACAUUUAGUACAUAUGUGUUGUAAUUUAACCAUUAACCUUCAUAAUGUUUCUGGUUUUGAAAACAGAAGAGCAAAAAAGAUCAAAAAUGAAAGUGGAAAAAAAAAAAAGACGCUUAAUUAAUGUUUGGAAAAGCUAUCGCUGCAAUAGAGAAGUCAUAGCUUUGGUCUCGUUUCCUUUCAGCCACCCACUGUGGUGGAAGUGGAUCGAUUUCCUCCUGCUUCUGUAACACUAGACAAAGACUCAGCGGGUGAGCACGAACAAUAUUUUGAAUCUUUUACAGUGCUUAUUUACAUUAACCCGGCUCUUGAUGUUAAUACCAGCCCAGUGGUGCUAAUCUUUAACAUUUUAGGGACUCAAGAGUAAACAGCGAAGCCAUGAGAUUUUACUGUUAAUGCUGGUAGAUUCUGAUCUCUCUGAGUGACUUUUAAACCCGCCAACUAUAGUGUGGGACUGUUUCAGAAACAGUAGCAUCUACCAAUCUGAGACAAGCCGGCUCUUUUUAGAGCUUUCUAGUGUCCUUGAAUGCAGCAGUCCUAAUUCUGAUGGGCUCUUUAACCACAUAGUCAAUGUAAUUACCCGGUAGGGUUCAUUUUGUCAUUUUUAUACACUCUGCAAGUUAUAGUGCUUGUGCUUCUUUUCCUUUGUUUAAAAAUGUUCACUGUAAUUGUUAUUAGUUGUGAUUUUGCGCUUCUAUGCUCCAAAUUGGUCUUUUUAGAUGUCUUGUAUAAAAUUAUACCCUUUAUUUUUCUUGCCUAUAAAAGUUGAUGUGAUGCUUUGUAUUUUUGUGUAUUAUUGUUGGUCCCUGAAUAAAAUAUAUAUCUUGUGGUGA